This is a messenger RNA of Hippocampus comes (tiger tail seahorse), 10353 nucleotides long. It is a transcript of the gene bahcc1a, whose product is annotated as BAH domain and coiled-coil containing 1a. The coding region runs from base 411 to 9065 and encodes 2884 amino acids. The transcript is spliced from 29 exons. Gene Ontology annotation, molecular function: chromatin binding. The record is from RefSeq and is a predicted model, not a curated record. NCBI's taxonomy places the organism in Eukaryota, Metazoa, Chordata, Actinopteri, Syngnathiformes, Syngnathidae.
GGCACGCAACUGCACCGGGAGAGAAAAGCGCCGCUUGGAAGGUCGGAGGCGCGAUCGAGCCAGGCCGGAAGCGACCCAGUCCCCGCUGCAUCCCGACUCCGAGGCUCUCAUGGACAUACCGGAGCCGCUCGGCCGGCCUACCUGCAUCUGACCGUUUCACGGCGACUUUCAAUGGGCGUCGCACUGUUUCCUGCUGCCUCACUUCCAGUGAUUUGUGCGGUUUUAAUUCAUUCGUAUGCAUCAAUUUAACAUGCCAAAAAGAUGAUCCGGAGCGACGUUUUCGGCUCCACGAGCUUCGCGACCGACUGAAUGCAACACACAGAUCCGCAGGAGAGGAUUAUUAUAUGGGCUGCGUUUGAUUCUUUUCACCGGGCCCCAUCCGGAUUGCGGAUUACUGGACAUUGUCGGGAAUGGAAGGACGGGACUUCGCGGCUCCGGCUCACCUCCUCACGGAGCGGGGCGCCUUGGUGCACCGAGCCACCUCCCGGAUCGCCCCCUCCGGCCACAGCUCCGUGCAGCACACCGGUCACUUCCCCGCGGGGAAGUACUACCCGUCACACAUACCGAUGGCUCCACACUCAGGCAGUGGAUUGAUGGGAAAUUCCUCCGCCUCCUUCAUGGGGACCUUUCUGGCCAGCAGUCUAGGCUCACCCCCUUCCCACCCGUCUCACCAUUCCCGGCCGCCCUCCUCGCCUUCCUCUCCCUCCUUCCGGGGCGGACCCCAUUCCAGCGCAUCGCAAAUCUGGUUCUCCCAUUCGCAUGAAGCCGCUGCAGGGUAUCCUCGAUUCUCAGGGAGUCUGGCACACACUUUUCUUCCUAUGAGCCACUUGGAUCACCAUGCCAACGGCGGAGUUCUCUAUGGCCAACACCGUUUCUAUGACACUCAAAAAGAGAACUUCUACAUUCGAGGUCUACCAUCACAGCCACCUCUCAUCUCAGCUAAUCACAGUCUGCCACCGAUGUCCAGGGCAGGCUCGGGACUCUCCCAGGGGCCUUGCAGCAGAGAAAGAGAUCCAGGUGGCGGCGCGAGUCUGCUUAAGAGUCUUAAAGAGGGAACUGUGGAGAGGGGAGUGGGACCUGUCAAAGACAAGGAGAGGUCGAAUAGCAAACAGGAGGCAAAGGAAAGACAGCAACAGCAACACCAACAGCAGCAGCAGCCACAGCAACACAGCCACCAGUCUGCCCUACCCACACACCACCAUCACCACCAUUCCCACGCCCAUCAGCAGCACCCGCACUAUCCCCAACAUCCGCUGCCUCUGGAGGAGGUCAACAGCCGGGCCCUGGAGAGGCAUAAGGCGUCACUCCCAAUGGAAUACAGCAAGGACCCACAAAUUAUGGGCAAGCCGUUGAGCGCUUGCUUGCACAAUGGCAAGAUGCAAAAUGGAGAGACUGGAAAUGUAGCUGGACCAAAGACGUCCAUUUCCAGCUGUGGAGGGGAGGGCACACCCUUGGGAACUAUGGGAGGUGGAGGGAACAGUCAUGGCAGACAUAUGAGCUCGAGUGGGAAUAGCCGCUGCACCAAAGAAGGGAUAAGUGGGGAGAUGCGGAUUAGUGAACGACCUUCAGACUGCCUAGAAAGGGGCCAGGCACCACUCCACCACUCUUUGUCUUACCCUGUACCGCCUCCCUUACAAUUGGGUUCGACUGGAGGGGUGCAUUCCCAUCCACACCCGCACACUCACCCACAUACACAUGCACACCCAGGAGGCUUCCACUGUCUUCAGCUUCACCCGAGUCACCCGCACCAUCCACAUCCUUCCCACCAUGCUCACCACCACCCGGAAUUUUUCUGUCCACCCCCUCCUGCCGCACUAGGUAACACUGCCUCACAUGACAGGGGGCAAACAAAUGCAGGGCGGGAACCUAAAGUCACAGGGCCUACCUUUGUGCCAUCUGUGGCAGAUGCAGGGGAGAAACAUGGUGGGACAUUCCAACUUGGGAAUACCGAUUGCCAGAUUGUAGGCAGUGGAGGCGGAAAUACCAAGGACAAAAACAUGGACAAAAAUGCAGGUGGUGGACACCACAGUAGUUGGCAUAGAAAGCAACAGCAACAACAGCAGCAACAACAGCAACAGCACGCAUACAGAAAGACAGAGAAGGCUCCAGACUGGAUGCAGUCUCACCAUCACCAUCUCCAAGCCUCUCAGCUUCCUCCGCCUAUUCAACAACAACCACAGCAACAACCUCCGCAACCCCAGAAGCAGCACCAGGUUGGACGUUCACGCAGUGUUGAGUGUGUUAACAGUGCUGUUGACAUGGAAAUGUUCAGAUCCUCAUUGCCCCAGGGACCCAAGACUGGACACCCUGUCCCGCAUUCUGUCAACACUUCACCAUACAGAGACUGUUCCCAUCCAGGACCGCCACCAAAUUCCUCUCCACUUGGAAACAAAAACAUGAGUCAGCAUAGCGCCUCUGGUGGCAGCUGCUCCUUACAGAGAGAUGGCCAAAAAGUAGCCAGGAUUCGCCACCAGCAGCAUGGACGACCUGGCCCGGAUGCUCCCACUUCGGGUGACCUCAACCAAGGGAUGGUUCAGGAGAUGAAACGAAAAAUGGACAUGUCGGCUUACGGUUACGGCGGCAACAGCGGGCAGCAGCACCACCAGCAGCCCACUGUGCCACAAUGGUCCAUGAGACCCACUCACCACAUGCCACACAAUGAGGAGGAACAGAGAAAGUCCUACAUGGAGUUAGGAAGCAGUACUAUGCAACAUUCACAGCAACAGCAGCAGAGAAUGAAUCAGCCUCCUCAGCCAACCCCUGCACCUCCAGUCAGUCAGCAACAGCAGCAGCCACAGCAACAACCUGAGCCCCAAGGCUCAACUCGGGGAGAGAGCAGUGCCAUGAAAAGCUUACUUAAGUAUAGCAACCAGCAACAACCACAGCUCCUCUCUCAGAAGACCCCCUUUGGCGGUCUUGGAAGCCUGAAAUCAGGGCCAGCUGGGGGAAGCUGUGCCCUUCAGAUUAACAAACAGACUCUACCAUCAAGGAAAGGCCCAGUCAAUGACAAUGAGCGUCCUGAUUACAGUGGACGACAUCGGGAUAUCGGGGAAGCUGGCCACGGAGAAGGCGAGGUGCGGCAACCGCCGGUUGGAAUUGCAGUAGCUGUGGCAAGACAAAGGGAACCUUCGUGUCGUUCAUCAGACGGUCAUUCCAGCAGCAGACAUGGCAGGGUGCAUCCCACCGUGAAAGGACCAGCUCACACCAUGUAUCCCUCAGAUCCAACUACUGAAGAGGAGAGGAAAAUGAUGAGUGGGGAACAGAUAGGGCUAACAUGUUUGGACAGAGAUCGGGAUGUAUAUAUCAGAGAUAAUAAGGAAAGGGUGGAGUUUUCAAGGAUUCAUCCCUCCAACAGCUGUCACGGGGACCUCACUUCUCAUCUUAUGGUCCCAGGCGGGACUUCCCUCCAAUCAGGCCAAUUAGCAGACCCUGCUGCACAUUCUGCUCACCACCAUUGGAUGCCAAGAACUGGAAGCCCAUCCCUUUGGAUGACAGGACACUCUUAUGCAGGUAUAGGUCAUACAGCCCUGCACCAGAAUCUUCCCCCUGGUUUCUCCACAGCCAUGCCAGGCCCUCUCCAAACGGUCCUGCCUCUGCCUCAGGAUCCCUCUGCCCAGUUGGUGGUCCUGCCCACGGAUGCCCCUGCCCAUCCUGCACCCCACCACCUCGAUGUGAUGGAACAGCCAGGGCUUUGGCCCCCAGUGUAUGGCGCCCGGGGCCCAGCCUCCCACAUGCAGCAUCCCACCGUGUACUCUCGAUCCCAGUUUCUACGGCAACAGGAGCUGUACGCUCUCCAGCAGCAUCAACAGCUCCAGCAUCAGCACCAAAGCCACCAGUCGCCGCAAACGCAUGCGCAGCCUCAUCCACCGCAACCGCAGCAGCAGCAGCAACAGCACAAAGGUGUUCACGGCAUGGAUAUGCAACAUCACGCCCCCCACAUUGCACAGAUGCAGAAAAGGGCAGAUGAAUCCACUGUUGACCUGGAGGAACUCAUUCCAAAACCAAGGACAUCAAAACCAUCCAAGCCCUACUCUUACAACCCCGCUCAAAGGAACACCUCGCCCCCUGGAGCCUGCACUGCUCACUUGUCCCCUUGUUGCCAGUCCCCUUCAAUGCGCCCACAUCCCAAAAGCACUCCCUCCACACCAUGCCCUGUUCCCAGCCCAGCUGUUACAACCCCUCAAUCUCCUACCAUUAGUACAGCCACGUCCCAGAUGCCCAAGGGGGCUGACCCCCAGGAUAAGCGAGGGGAGGGCCAGCCCCUGCAAGAUUACCCAGAAUCUUUGGAGCCGGACUUGCCUCCUGGAUACACAUACUCUGCUGUUACGAUAGGCUACAGAAACGGGCCUUCUCCCCAGGAUAUUCAGCUUGCAGAACCAGCCGAACUGGAAGCGAUCCAAUCUGAGCCCUGUGAGCAUGCCCCCCAGCCUCUCUCAAGCCUCGGGGAAGGGAUGGACUGCCAAGCGGUGAUCAGGCCUCUCCCAGAGCCACUGGCACCAAAGGAAGUGGAGCAGGGUGAUGAGGGGAGCGUCAACAAGGGAGUCCUGGACCAAAGGGAGGAGGUGGAGGCAGCAGCGGUUACAGUAGCUAACUAUGCAUCAAGGGAGAAUGAGGUGGAGACGCAGGGGGCCGCCGAGGAAGAGGUGCUUGUCUGCCCCCCUGCUGACAGCCCAGUGUGCGAGGCUGCUUCCUGUCCAUUGCCCCUGGGCAUGGAUGAACCUGAAAGGUCACAGACUGUCAUCACCUUGGAGGAUGAUGAUGAUGAGCCCCUGGGUGAGGAAAGCCAGGUGGAGCAUGCUAUGUCAGAAGAGCAGAAGCCAGUCCUGGGCACCAUCGUGGAGCUUAACCCUACACCUCCGGUAGCCCUUGAGGAGCAAUGCGCAUCCACGCAACUAAACGACAGCAAGCAGCAGCAGGGGAACAAGAUGGCCGCUGACAUCUCCUCAAUGGAAAUGGCAUGUCUUUCCCCUGCUGCGGUGUCCGCCCACAGCCCAAGCCAGACAACUGCUGCUGAAUCCCCAAAACCUCUUGUGCCCUGCUACUGGAGCCUUGAGCUGCUCAUCGCUGCAGCUUUCUGCACAGACGUACCCCCGUUUCCCUUGCUCCCUUUCAGCGCUCCGUCAGUCACCCCAUCUCAGACUAACCCAUGCCAGGGAAUGGAGCUUCUAAGUGAGGUGGCUGACCUGGAGCUACAACAGAAAAGGCACAGCAGUGGGGAAAGCCAAGCGGAGGAGUUGCUGAUGUUUGACCUCCAUAGCCUCGCAACUCUGGCGACAGCCCGAUCACUGGAGAUGAGUUCACAAGCGGACAACACUACAUGUUCAGGCCGACAAUUCCCAGCCCGCAGGACCUUCAACUUGCGGAGGAAAUGCAGCUGGACACCACGCAAUGAACCGGUGUGCCAAGCUAAAGGCAGCGUGGAAACGAUGGACGGUCCUGAGCUUGAGAUGCGUGUCAAGUUGGCCGAGCUUCAACGACACUACAAAGAAAAGCAAAGGGAGCUGGCUAAACUACAAAGGAAACACGAUCACCAAAAAGAGGAAACGCCACGUAGCCCAGCACGAAGAGGACCGGGACGACCCAGGAAGAAGAAACCCAUCCUUGCAACAAGCUCAGUCUCGUCUGAGGGCCAAAGAAAAGUCAAGCUGAUGGUGGCAGGACAUUCACUGACGCCUGAGGAACUAGGAGGGGGAGGAGACAGCCAGAGAAGAAAGAAGAGGCUGUCCAGUCGAGUCUUUGAACAACUUGGACACAGUACACAGCAGAUAAAAGCGCAAGGUGGCAAAAAAAGUGGUCCUCAAAGUGUAUUGGGCUCUAAGCUGGUCGCCGACAUGGCACAGCUCAAACAGAAGAGCCAGGGUAAAAAGACCCUCUCAGGGAUGCGCUACAGGGACAAAGAGGUUUCACCGUGCCACUCAAAGCAUGGACACAGAAGCCAGGGCAACAGACGAGAGUCUGGGGGACACAGCGACACAGCAGCAAGUGUGGACAGUGGUCCCCAGGAGAGCUGGCCUGGGGAGGUACACCGUGGAUCGAAGAAAGAGACACACGAUCCCACUCAUCACAGCAAGACCGCAGCGAGGGUUCACCGUGGACAAAGACGCGAGUCAUUGGGAGAAAGUUCAAAUCCAGAGAGUGACUCCUCAGAACAAGGAGAGGAGGAGGAGGAAGGCAGUCAAGAUAGCGAUGAAGGUCAAGACCUACGAGCACCACCACCCAGAGAUGUGACUUCGAGCUCCUCUGUGACAGGUCCAAGUCCUUCGUCCAUUGUAAAACUAGAGGCCAAUCAGAAAGCCAGGAACAAAAAACAGAGGCAGGAGCUUUAUGGCUCUCACAGUCUCUCUGGUGCAGAAGGAGAGGUCAAAGUACGAAAGAAGAACCCCAGUAGACUUAGCCCGGCCAGUGCGGUCAAAAUUCGUCAGGAGGACCACAAAACAGAGGGGGUGACCAGACCGUGCACACCGAGGUCCAAGGAGCCUCGGUGGGGAAGCCACAACAAAAGGGGCAACCGUUUUCGACGUAGCAUGGGGCUGCCUACCUUUCCAACAACGAGCGAGAGGUUAAAGAGGGCCACACGCAAGAGUACCGUCUUGAGAGGAACAAUUAACAAGCAGAGAAAUAGCUGGGUCCAGGUGUCAAAGAGUGAGGACAGCAGCAGGGGCAGAAGAGCCAAAGAGCAACAGGCAAAGGGUCGAGCGGUUAGUCGGCUGCUGGAAAGCUUUGCGGCUGAUGAGGGAUUUCAGAUGGAUGGUAGCAGCUUUUCGGAAGAGGAGGAGGAUGACAACAGCGAUUCAUGCAACAAGAACCCUGAGGUUCCGAAUUGCGUCUUGGCUAAAGAACUCUUAACGGACGGACUGAAGAUACUGGUCUCAAAGGAAGACGAGCUUCUUUAUGCUGCCAGGAUCCACACCAUGGAUUUCCCGGAUAUAUUCAGUGUUACGAUUGAUGGGGAGAGGGGAAACCGUGCAAAGAUCUAUUCAUUGGAGCAACUGCUUCGGGAAGCUGUUCUCGAUGUACGCCCAGAGUCAGAGGCCAUGCUAAAUGAUGGAACCAGGGUGUGCGCUUAUUGGAGUGAACGCUCACGCUGCUUGUACCCAGGCUAUGUUCGCAGAGCAGGGAUUUCAACCGAAGAGGCAAAGCCAGGAGUAAUGGUAGAGUUUGAUGACGGAGACCGAGGGAAGAUAUCAGUGCCAAACAUCCGCCUUCUGCCACCGGGAUAUCAAAUACAUUGUGAGGAGACACCUCCUGCUGUGUAUGUACCUAGUGGAAGUCAGGCCAAGAAAAGCCCCAGUUUCAAUUAUGUAUCCAGUGACAGACUCAACACUGUUAGUAUGGUCAAAAGCAAACAACCGCUAACCCUCCAAAAAAGAAGACCGGGGAGACCAAAGGGAUCUGGGAAAAAGCAAAAGCAACAACAGCUGGCUGAAAAUGCCAGUAAAAAUGCUUCUCUUUUUGUGGAAUGGCCUUCAUUGACCGGCUGCAGGAAGAGGACAUCCCAUAAUCUAUUUCAGUUUAAUGGGACACCGAGAAAGGCCUUGAGAUUGAGGGAGGAUGAUUCAUUUGCCUCGACUCAGAUCCAACCGCUUGUCUCCACCCAAUCCAAAGGGCUUUUCAGCAGUAGCUCCUUUGAGGUGGACUCCUUCAGUAGCAUAGCAAAUGGCUACUCCUCCUUCUGUACCAAGCCCACAGGAUCACGUCCAGAUUUAUCUGUCGGUCCGAAAAGUGGGGUUUAUGGGCAGAAACGCAGACAAGAUGAGUUGGUACUUUCUAAGGGAAAGAAGUCUGAACAAGAGUUUCUGGUCAAGUUAGAUCACGAAGGAGUAACUUCCCCAAAGACCAAGAACAGCAAGGCUCUGUUGCUGCGAGGUGGCUCUUCCGGUGUGAGUGCAAUGCCCAAGACGGAGGGUUACUCACAUCCGGUCCUCCUUGUUAAAGACAACAAAAAGGGUGACAACUCUAGGGUCGAACUCCUCCUGAAAGGAACGACACCGCAAAGAAAGCCGUCCCCAUCAUUGCAUCUUGGUGAAUAUGGAGACGUGGGCUUCAGUUCGCACAGAGAGUGUCAUAGCUCCUACUCUGAUAUGGAUGAUGAAGAGGAAGAAGAACAGGAGAGGAAAAGGGCUGCACUUGCGUUAGCUUCACAAGGUCUGAGGACAGCCGGGCAUUUCCUCUCUCAUCUCUCAGUUUCAUCCUCUUCUUCUGGUUCAUCCAGCUCCUCUUCAUCAGGCUCAAUAUCGAGCUCCAGCCUGUGUUCCUCGGACAAUGACUCUUCCUACAGCUCAGAGGAUGAGGAAAGUUCGACAUUAAUGCUACAGAACUGCUUGUCUCCUCACCGGGGACUCCUGCAACCCAGUGAACCCUCCACUUCCUCAAGGCAACAUUCAUUCGUGGCUAAAGCGUUGGCUGUUUCCAAUACCAAAGGAUCGCCUGAUGAACACGUCUCCAACAGUAAAUCUCUUAAGAGGAAAGACUGCAACGGUUCUAUUUCUAAGUCAUCGAGAGAAUUUGUGAAGAAACCGAGAACGCUACCAGAUGACAUGUCAUGUAUUCCAAGGCCCAAGAUGUCUGCAUUCCUUGUGGGCCGCCAGAUGUGGAGGUGGUCUGGCAGCCCUACACAGAGGCGAGGCCUAAAAGGUAAGGCCAAGAAGCUUUUCUACAAAGCCAUCGUGAGAGGGAAAGAAGCAGUGAAAGUGGGAGACUGUGCCGUGUUCCUCUCAGCAGGACGUCCUAACCUACCAUACAUUGGUAAAAUCGAGAACUUCUGGGAGUCUUGGACAUCAAGCAUGGUGGUCAAGGUUAAGUGGUUCUACCACCCUGAAGAGACCAAGCAAGGAAAGCGACAGCGAGACGGCACGCAUGCCCUCUACCAGUCAUGUCAUGAGGACGAAAACGAUGUCCAGACAAUCUCUCAUAAGUGCCAGGUAGUGAGUCAGGAAGAAUAUGAGAGUCUGACACGCAAUCCGAAGCCGAACAGUACCUCGCCAGACCUGUAUUACCUGGCUGGGACAUAUGACCCCACCACUGGGCAGCUGGUCACUGCUGAAGGGGUUUCAAUCUUGUGCUGAACACCUCUGUGAGGAAACUACUGAAGAAUUCCUCGGCCGGAAAUAUCAAAGUCCAGUACUUUACAUAGAAGACGCCCCCAGGUUGUAAAGUGACGUGUUGCUUGGUUUACGGCUGUCUGGGACUACACACUGGAGACCAUUGAUGUCUAAACCUACGUGGAAGAGGAGGAGACUUUGAAAACUUGGACCAUUUGAGUGGAAUGGCUGAACUCUGGGUCUUUUUGUGCAUCACAGCCAUUAAUAACUGGUGUUCCAUUGGUCUAAUGGUUCCAUAGGCCCAGCUUCUAUCAUGAGUCACCAAAACAGAGCUGGGCAAAGUACCACAAAGACCAUACUGGUCUCGAAGGACCAAUUAGAUUAAGAACGAACAAGUGAAAGCGAGACUUAGGACUCUCCCAAAGCCUCGUCAUUCCAGGGAAAUUAAAAAUGUGUGAAGUUGAUGUCUGUAAAUAUUUUGAAACUGAUCCAAACCAAGCCAUACACUUCAGUACCUCUCACCUGUCUUCAUUGUUCAGGUGUACAGAUUGUACAGAUGGAAUAUUGUAUUGUUGCCCGUUGUCGAUAUGUACAUAAAAACUAUUUUAUACAGGAUUAUAUUGUAUAUAUGAGAUUAUCUUUCCAUGUUUGCAAUUGAUUUAUUUUUAUAUGUGUAUAGAUUGUUGUUGGGUUUUUUUUCCUCCUUUCUUUCCUUUUGCUUUGAGAACUCAUGAUUGAAGAUGUUAUUGUUGCACUGCGUAUGCCCUGCUGAGACCGAAACAGACAGAGCACAAAGAUUGAAGGAUUUGGUGUACAACAGGGCAAGACUCGCUCUCGGAGAGAUUUGCAGUCGUCCUGUUUAAAAAAAAAAAAAAAAAAAAGGUCAAGUGGCUUUUUUUGUAAAUGUUCUGUUUUUUUAACUGUUCUUAAUUUUUCUUAACCUAUCAUUUUUUUAUUUAUGUUACCCUCAACUGGUUUUUCAGGCAGAUCCCAGCGGACUGCAAUCAUACGUAAUAAUUUAAGAUAUGAAUGACAUUUGUGUCAUCACUAAUCAUGUCCACGCAAAUGAAUUUAGAACAAGACUGGGUCUUCUAACAAUGUAAUUUAAUGUGCUACAUCCUAAAAACAUACCAAAGUGGCUUUAGUAUCUUUAUUUGAAUUUAUCAUGUGUAAAGCACCUGUAUUGAAUUUGAAUCAGAAAUCACUGAUAUCUUCUACAAUACUCCUCCACUGUGUGUAUUGGCUCUGCAUCGUGACAAUGGCUUCUUGCACAUGUACCCGCGGUUUUAUCUCGUGAAAAAGAAAAAAAAAC